Molecule: messenger RNA, 533 nt
Organism: Colletotrichum godetiae
Lineage: Eukaryota; Fungi; Ascomycota; Sordariomycetes; Glomerellales; Glomerellaceae
Exons: 1
Coding region: 92-361 (89 amino acids)
Source: RefSeq, a predicted model, not a curated record
UCCACAACUAGAUACCACAAACCUCGAACCGAGUCAAAGAAUCGACUUCGAAACAUCAAAAACCAAAACCAAAACCAAAACCGACCACACGAUGCCCUUCUCAUUCACAUCCUCCUUCUCCUUCUCCUCCUCAAUCAGCCACAACGGCAAGACGGAGGAGAAGCGCUGGGCCCGCAAGACGGAACGGAGUCCCUCGGGCACCACCGUCCGGACGGCCUCCUACAAGACGGGUGAGCCCGUAUACCUCGAGCGUCGCGAGUACGAUUCUGCUGGAAGGGCCCUACCAGAGGGACGCGCUGUCAAGAGUGAUGGGGCAGAAAAGAUUGAUCGUCGGAUCGAGGACGUUUCCGAGCGGGAAUGAUUGCUAGAAGCAAGGAAUGGAAUUAUCGACAUGAUGAAAAUGGAGUUUUGGGGUUUGAUUUGGGAGGGUUGCUUUGCUUCAGGGCCAGUCAAUCAGCGAUUAUUCGUCGCACUGGAGAAGUGUACUUGGUGUGUCGACAGGAGGUGUUCUUUGUUAUUUUGAGCAUCAUCAA